GCAAUGCCCAGCCCAACGAAUCACCACCAAAAAUAGAAAAAUUCCCCAUUUUGCCCUAUUUGAUUUCAACCCUCAGCCCUAAUCUGCCUCUCUCUCUCUCUCUCUCUCUCUCUCCUCUCCAAGCGCUGACCACGCGAUCUCCCUCUCUCGCUCCCCAUCCGACCACACCGUCGAUCUACACAUCGGCAUCGCUGCAUCACUCAACCGUCCAGCCUCCACACGCGACCAGUACGAUCAAGAUGUCGGAGAUAGAGACACCCUUUAGGCCAAGGGAGAAGCUUCUUGAGAAGCAAAAGUUUUACCAAAGCGUCCACAAACACACGUAUCUUAAAGGUCCUUAUGACAGGCUCACAUCGGUGGCCAUCCCUGCAGCUCUUGCUGCUUCAUGUUUGUUUCUUAUUGGACGGGGCAUCUAUAACAUGUCUCACGGGAUUGGAAAGAAAGAAUGAGAUGGUGUUUUCUGCUAGACGAGGGCCCUGUCUGGACACUCAAGUUCUUAAAUUUAUGCUUUCGACUUUGUCUGGUUUUGUUAAUAAUCCCAUGGGUGCAAACAUGGUGGUAGCAACAGAUGUUGAAUCUUCUUUGUUGACGACUUAUCUUGCUUGUUCUUUACCUUUUUAAUUCCUACUGAUGCAUGGUUUAGUUUUUGGAUUGAUAUAAGAUCUUGUGGGAUUUUUGCUCUGCUCUGUAUUUCAUGGAAUUGUGAAAGAUCAAGACUUGUGCAUGACAAAA
This is a messenger RNA of Rhododendron vialii, 732 nucleotides long. RefSeq lists its product as uncharacterized. The coding region runs from base 240 to 449 and encodes 69 amino acids. The transcript has 3 exons. The record is from RefSeq and is a predicted model, not a curated record. NCBI's taxonomy places the organism in Eukaryota, Viridiplantae, Streptophyta, Magnoliopsida, Ericales, Ericaceae.